This is a messenger RNA of Alternaria atra, 954 nucleotides long. RefSeq lists its product as uncharacterized. Bases 1 to 954 code for a protein of 317 amino acids. Lineage: Eukaryota; Fungi; Ascomycota; Dothideomycetes; Pleosporales; Pleosporaceae. The transcript has 3 exons. The record is from RefSeq and is a predicted model, not a curated record.
AUGAGAGCUCAGAACGGUUUCGACAACUCGGAAGUCCUCAUGGCAGAUUCCAUCUCAUUGGUUCGGCGACGCGUUAACAAUCCGCUAUUAGCUUCUCAGGACGAAACCAUGGACUCAGUCGUUACACUUGCUGCUAUAGAGUUUGGUAAAGGUAAUACGACGAUUGGCAGUAUGCACAUUGAGGGCGUCAAGAAGAUGGUGCGAAUGAGAGGAGGCAUACAUUCACUAAAGAUUACAAGCCCUCUUACAGCACGCAUGGUUUCUUGGGUUUCAAUGAUACUCAUGCAAACUCCACAAUUCGACGUACAAGAUGAUCUACGCCUUGGUGAUGGGAUAGCUGCAAUACCUCAGUGGUUCCAUCUACAAACUAUCUCUCGAGAUGAGAUUCCAUGUGGCUUUCUUAAUCUCGAACUGGAUCCUUCUAUCAGCGACGUAUUCCUGCAGCUGCGCCAUCUGUUUCGCGUAUCACAUGAGCACAACCUCUCGACUACUGAUCUCCAUGAUUUGACAUGCUACAUCCUACACAAGCUCUUGGCCUGGUCGCCGGAUGAAUCACAGCCUGGGCAUGCAAACCUGAUUGCGACAUCACAAUCCAUUCGAUGUGCUGUAGCACUGUAUAUGCUCAUCAUUCACGGACCGACUUACUUCUCGCAUGCGCAUCUACAGUCUUCCUUGGUUGCAGAACUCAGAAGAAGUAUCAGAAGCCUUUUACCCAUGUUUGCGAUUGAAAAUGGGCCUUUAGCUUUGUGGGUUCUGAUUGUUGGGAUGGCCGCAUCGCAGGACGCUUUGACGUCUGGUUGGUUCACUGCGAAAGCUACGACCGUUGCUCGUGGUUUAGAGUUACGUACAUGGGACGAUAUUCUCCAGUGCAUGGAAGGAGUGGUUUGGUACAAGACACAGCGUGGGGAAGAGCACUUUCGACAACAAUGGGAGGAGGCUCUGAGUAUCAUAUGA